Molecule: messenger RNA, 2281 nt
Organism: Poecilia latipinna (sailfin molly)
Lineage: Eukaryota; Metazoa; Chordata; Actinopteri; Cyprinodontiformes; Poeciliidae
Product: C3a anaphylatoxin chemotactic receptor-like
Exons: 3
Coding region: 184-1230 (348 amino acids)
Biological process (GO): inflammatory response; phospholipase C-activating G protein-coupled receptor signaling pathway; complement receptor mediated signaling pathway
Cellular component (GO): plasma membrane
Molecular function (GO): G protein-coupled receptor activity; complement receptor activity
Source: RefSeq, a predicted model, not a curated record
CAGAGAGAGAGGGGAGGCAGAGAGAGAGAGAGAGAAAGAGGCAAACAAGAUGUUUUUAGCAAUAAAACCACUUAAAGGAACAGUGACAUUGAGGAUCCCGUACAUGGGUUUCAUUUCUGCCUGUAUUUCCCCCUGAAGCAGUUGACACAGCAGUCACAGCUGUUUAAAUUCUGCAGCUGCACAAUGUCCAACUCCUCUCUACCUACCUUGACUGUCAAGACCUCCAAGAAUGACCACACAAACGUGGAUGUUGAAGCCGUCAUGGAAAAUGUGGGCAUUGUCCUCUUCACAAUGACCGUCGUGUUUGGGAUCACAGGAAACUCUGUGGUGAUCUGGGUGGCUGGAUUCAAACUCAAGCCAAAGGUUACCAACGUGUGGCUGGUGAACCUGGCGAUAGCUGACCUCAUCUUCUCCAUCACAAGAGUUUUGUCCCUGAUCAAGAAGCUCUUCUUCGACCACUGGCCCUUCGGAGAAUUUCUCUGCAAGUUCAACGGCUUCUUUAAAUACGCCAACAUGUUCUGCUCCGUCUUCCUGUUGGCUGUGAUCAGUUUGGACAGGAUGCUCUGUGUGUGGAAGCCCGUCUUUACAAAGCGACGGCGUACCCUGUGUGCUGCCAGAGUGGUGGCACUUUGUGUCUGGAUCACAGCCAUCCUCUUCAGUAGUCCCUACUUCAUCUAUCGCCAAGUCUACCUGGGAAAAAACAACAUGAGCAAAUGUUCUUUGGAGGUGAAGGAGUCGAAGGGGGGAGACAACACCACCAAAUUUGCUCUGUAUUUAAACAGGUUCCUGUGUGGCUUCGUUUUCCCCUUCAUGGUCAUCCUUAUCUGUUACAUCAUGGCUGCCAUCGGCAUCCGACGCACUCGCCUUGCAGGAAAGACACGCCCCCUGCGUAUCCUGGCAUCGCUGGUCAUUGCGUUCUUCUUUUGCUGGGGUCCUUACCACUGUCUGCUCCUUGUAAAGAUGGUGGAUAAAAAGAAUGCAGUGCUGAAAAUCUGGCAGCCUUUGGCCAAUGGCUUUGCCUACUUUAACAGCUGCGUGAACCCGCUGCUGUACUUCUUCAUGGGACUGGAGGUGAGGGGCCAAUUCAGACAGAGUCUGAUGGGCAUUUACAGGAAAGCUUUGGCUGAUGAUAUUGAAGGACAGGCUUCUCAGUCUAACGACCGCUCUCUGGAUGAAAGCUGCACGUCAAAGUACAGCACUGCUGUGGCGGCAGAAAGGACUCGAGUUUAAAUCCAUCCAGUUGGUCACCAGGCGUUUGCUCCCAGAAGAUGAUUCAUGUAAUUUAGAGGUGGAUUAUAUAAUAGUUAUGAAAAAUAGUCAACAUGUUUCAAUAUUUCACUGAAAGCUGCAGGUUUUCUCAGUUUUUUUUUUUCUUGUGAACCAGUUGACAUGAUGAGCAUUUAUCUUUUACAAAUAGUUGAUAUAAAAAUUAGUUAUCUUUCUGCACAUGGUACUUUUGGCACAACUUGUGAUGUUACUGUAUAAUAACAUUUUGCAAAGUUAUAUAUCACAAAUAUGUAUUUUUAAAAGCAUAUGUUUUUUGUAAGCAGUACAAAGAAGUCCAACAUGUGCUUCUUAACUAGAUCUGUACAUUAUGUCAGAUAUUUUUUAUAUAUUGUAUGUCGACGCUACCUACUGCUGAGUAAAAACAAAAUACUGACUUUAUCAAGAGUUUUACAGAAUUUAACUCAAAUUAUUCUGCAAAUGUGGUUUGAGUUGUUUUGUUUGUGAAAAGUGGAACUGUUCUGUCUGGAGGAAUAUAGAUAAAAAAAACAGAGGGAAGUGAAACUAUUUCAGGAAAGUCAGGAAUAGUCAUGACUGUGUUUUUAUAGAAGUUCAGCUAACAGAUGAACUGAAACUGUACCAAAAGUCUUAUGCUUUUCUAUGGAAAACACACUUUGGUUUUAAGAUACAUUUUUUUUAGCUUGGCUCUUUAAAUUGUGCUUUAAAGAAUUUCAGUUAUUAUUUAUUUCAGUCUAGACAGAUGUAAAUACUGGAAGUGGGAUGGUCUGAUGAACACCAUCCACCCCUAGCAACAAGCUCAUAAAGCAGUGGUGGAGAAUUCAAUGUGCAGAGUACUUACUCAUCACUGGGAGAUGAAGGAGGCUGUUUAUCUCAAACAUAUUUAUGUUCUUUCUACAGCACCGUGCUGGUGCAUUGUGCAGUUUGAAAUUACAAUACCUAACAAAGUUAAAGCUCCCUUUUAUUUCUGUAACUUCUUCAAUCAACAAAUUAUAUGAUGUGAAUGUAAAAUAAAGUAUUUAAACUCUUUAUUUCUGCA